UAUGGUCGCAGGUAUGCAUGGGCAACAAGCCGGACCUGGGAGUCACCUAAAUCUACCUCGUUCCCGUGCUACCUCUACUGGAGCAACUGGAGCGGGCACCCCAACUCCUACGACAGAGGCAACUGGAGCGGGCACAAUUUCAGCAGAGGAUCGUGUCUGGACGAAUCUAAGAGAAACACUCCUUAGCAUUCUGGAUGGCGAAGACGAUCCUGAUCCGCUUACUGAUUCGGAGAUUACAUCGACUUGGUCUCUAUGGCUUCAGGCUCUCGACAUGUCGCCUCAAGCAGGUACGGGGUCACCGCGCUCUGCCACUUCGGAUGGUCGUUGUACACAUCACUCUUUCUUUUCUUUGGUUGUUCUUGCUCCAUCACACUUAAACUUAAUAGAUACUGAUACGAGAAAAAAUACUAUAAAAAUACGUUUUACGUCGUCAACAACGUGGUCUACGUGGUCAACAUCUUCUAGUACUUCUACUUAUUAAGUGUACUAUUUCGUAGAAGACUUCAACUUCUUCAGAUGUUUGCCCGACUGGAGUGGAUGCGCACCGGAGAAGCGGCGAAUCAACAAGUGCCGCCGCUUGGAGUAUGCGUGGUGGAGCAAGGUUUCUUUCUUCCGCUUGGGGCCGUAGUACUGCUGCAUUACGCAAUCUGGGUCCCCGAAAUUGGCAAUGCAGACGGAGACGCCCUGCUUCUGCUAUAACCACAAAUGUUCAACAAGGACCACUAGUACCAUUGCGCGACGCGCCUUCUUCUAUCGGCUCAAAUCGUCCGCUAAGCCUCACCAGCUCAUCGACUCAACCACCGCCUGGCACGUGCGGCGAACGAGUGCUCGAAGAUGGUGGUCCUUCUGGGGAUCUUCACGAUACUAGUGAUGUAGUUGGGCCAUCCUACGCGACCGUUCCACGCGGCAGCUCAGAAAUUUCUGAAGUUCGCUAUUCGGUGUUCAUGAGGCAUAUCAUGCAGACUGUCUCUGGUGUGCCAUCAGAAGAAGACCGAGAUCUCCUUCUACAGCAUGUUCAACGGGUAUUGCGUCGAGUGCUGCAGCCUGGAAUCGUCAACGUUUUUGACUUUCGACAACCAGAUGCUGGCGCUCUUGCAGCAAAUCGUCAACGUGGUCAACCUCAGCAGCAAAGGCAACAUGAUCAACCUGUUGUUGACAAUCACUCUGCCUACAGAAUGGCUGAGCGCAUUACGCCUGCUGUGGUCCGAUUGCGACAGACCGUCGACGACCAGCUGAAAAAAGUUAGGUGCGACGCGCCAGCAGGUGGAACGGCAGCCAGUGCGUUCACCGGUUACGGUAAAAAUAGCUUCGACAACAUCAUCGCUGGAGGUGGAGGACAGGGACAGAGACAGACUACCAGCAGCAGCACUCCUCUUAAGGUCGGCUUGUAUCCAUCUUUCUCGACAUCUUCUGGAUCAUACCUUUUUUCCCUUGUAUUCUCAUGAGGUACAAGGCAAAAGGGGCUCAUCUGAUGAGGGGAGGACUGAGAUGCAAGCUAGCAAAUGCUAAGCCUGCGAGAAAAAUUCAGAGUCUCUUUAGUUGGGAGACGUCGUUUGCGGGCGUCUUGGAGACCACGAGCUGGAGACUGAUUCACACCAUUGUUGCACUCAUUAAGGCGAAUAUUUUUGUUUGUGUCACAGUGUUUUGGUUAUUUUGGAUUUCAUUUACCGAGUCAUCACCUGUAAGGGUAAAAAGGGUCCUAGCAACUACGAGAGAUGCAGUAACUACCUGAUUCUAGAAAAAAUUGUGCUUGUUUUUGACCUCGUAAUAUUAAAACCGAAAUAUCGGAAUUUGUUCUAAUAAAUAAAAUUUUCUUCAACGUCGAACCUCAAAAAUAUCAUCUAAAGUCCUGGGCUUUGGCGGUCGUCGCAUUCCCGCGUCCGUGGACUCGCUAGUUCGUGGCUGGGUGGCGAAGCCUCUUUUGAACUUUCGGGCCGAUAACGAUAUUGCUCGUUUGCAAGGAUUGCUCGAGAGUGCCUUGACAAUCUGCACCAAUCUGUACACCAAUAUUAAGGCUCAGCUUUCAAUGGUCAUUGGGGUUGGUCACUGAGAUCGAAAAGGCGACCCCUUCUUGAGAGAACCAACGGGGGAAAUAAACGAAGGGAAAGGAGAGAGCUUUGAAGGGGGUCCCUUCCGUUCAGAGUCAUGAUGACCAUUGAAGGCCGAGCUUUAACAAUACCAUUACUUCGUUUCUGACGGAUCCCGAAUUGCAAGAUAACCUCUUGUCAUUUGGCACCCUGCUUUUUCAAGCGGCGCGUCGUGGUGGGCAACGACGCAACAGAACAAGGUCCUCGUCGACUACAUCGUCGACUAUUAUAGUUAUACCCUGUUCAACACGAUCUACUUCCGUGAACCUGAACGAAGACGGUCUACUAGGUCAAGAAGAAGAAGACCAAGAUGAAGAAGAAGCAGACGAAGAAGGUCUAGGUCAAGAAGACCAAGAUAUUUUUUCGACGCUGUUUGAAGAAAGUAUACUCGAAGAUCUCGAAAAAGGUAGACGAGGGACUGUCCUCGAUCAUCUCGAUGCUCCCGCGAGUAGUACAGCUAGUAAAGCCCUCGCAACUAGUACUGCUGCGUCGGAGGAAAAGGCAAUUCGAAUCAAUGCUGGUUUCCAACAGAUUCUACUGGGAAGCUCGUCGCUAGCUGACGCACUCGAGAAUCGCCUACAACUCGGGGACAACUCCUGGGCCCCAGUCGAAACGAUUUUGACGCCACAUUAUCGGCGACCUGGUGGAGCAGGUAGCUGCGGUAACUCUACGAUGCAGCAGCUGCCACUUGGCAGAGGACGAAGCGGUGGCCUCAUGUCGCCAAACGGCGGCCGUUCACUUCCUGCUCACUCACCGUUGAGUACGACACCAGCUGGUCUCGUAUCAAAUAUACUGUUUUUCGGAGCAGGCGGAAGCAGCGAAGACCUUACCACGACGUUGCUCGGUAUCGCGAUUGUGCUACUCAUGAUGAUUCUGCUCUGUCUGUGCUGCCAGUGUUGUUGCAAAUGCUGCAAGAAAAAGACUGAAAAUGGAUCCGAUGGAGCCGAUGACAGCACAUCAAAAGACACAUCUAAACAACAGCUACUUUGUAGAAAUAAGAACAACAGGAACACCAGAAGGAAUAGUACAGGAGCUGAAGUAGAUGCAGGGACUGAAGAUCCUGGAGACGAGGAUGACUUGACUCAGAGGGCGUCGCAGCUGUCGCGGCCACCUCAGUCACACAGUCGGAAGAAUAAUAUGCAAUAUUCAUGCUCAUUUCCAGAAAGUGACGGCAGACUAUACCCGUAUUCCUCUCGCGGUCUGAAGAACGUAGUUGCUGCUCAAAGAGGAAUGAAUAGACCACGAGUGCUGCAGGACCUUGAUUUAUAUGGAAGUGAAGACAUGGAUGAAGGAGAGAGUGCACUAGUCGUGAGUCCGUCAUCUUCAAGCUCGAGGUCAGACUUACGGCAUACACCCUAAUCCAUCUUCAGAGGAGUCAUCCUAGAAUAGAGGCUUUUCAAGAAGAAGAAGAAAAGCGGGGACAGGAUGCUACUUCUCGAUAUAGGUUAGAAGGAUGAGCUCUAACGGAAUGUGAGCAGCCAUUCACGGCAAGGGGCCUUGGGAGUGCGAACAGCCUUUUGGACCGUAGAAACUAUACUUACCGGUGCGAACAAUACUUUUCUCGCAUGCCUCGAGAAGUAGCAGGAUCUGCGCUCACUGUUCUUGGUAGGAGUAGUAGUCAUGGCGGUACUGGUCCUGCUGACGAGGGGGCGCAAGUAGUCGUGUCGAGAGGUACAACAACGACCGGUACAGAUAACAGUGACAGCAUUCAGUUGAUGUCGGAGCAAGGUGCAACGAUGAACAACUUGAUGAAUUCCUCUAUGAUGUUCCGCAGAUCUCGCAGAUCUGGAAAUCGAAGUCGCACUACCUCAACUCGUAUGGGCACUUCUAUGCCCCUUCAGCAUGACCAUGAUAACUACCAUAAGCACUACAGACGAGAUGAAGUGAUAGAGCAGAAGUACGAUGAUCAUGUCUCGCUUACGGACGAUGAAGGCGAGGAGGAUGCUUCGCGAUCCUGCCAUGCCGCGGACGUGCAUUCUGGCGCUAGCGUAACUACGACGUCACGGUCUACCACCGCAGGAUCAUCCGGAACGGCUGCCACGACGUCGGUCAUCGUUGACCUAGUACCUGAGUCUACGUCUAGCUGUUGUUGUACGGGCCCGUCCUCCUUGACUACUUCUCAAUUGCUAAAAUUGCAGUUGCUAGAAGCAGAAAGUUAUGACCAUAACGGAGGUUCAUCCGAUUCCGAUUGCGGUGAAGAUACUUUGGUCAUCCAAACGCAGGGCUCAUCGACUAGGAAUCCUUUACCCGAAAGGUGGUCGCCGCCACGACAAAAUUACAGUGGGAACUUUGGUGAUGCCGACCACUGUGAAGGUGUUGAAAUAGAUGUAGUGGGGAACGACAAGGAUAAAGAAGCUCAUGACCAACAAGAGGAUGGCAAUAACGUCAACCAGCAUGCCAAGAUGAGCGGCCUCACGUUGGACCGCAGUCGCGACUCUUCACGCAGUGUUUUCACCCCUGAUGCAUCAGAUUCUCUCUUUCGCCAUUUCCGACCUGCUUGUUCCGAGAAUCACGACAACAAAUUAGAGCAGAAGACAAUGCAGACAAACUUCCGCACAAACAAAAAUGCGUCGAAUAUGCCUCGUAAAACGCACAGCCACAGCACGAAGACGAAAGUAGGGACAUCAGCAUCUUCAGGGAGGCAGCCACAUAUCUCACCUCUGCUUGCGCGGGUAGCGAGUGCGCUACGGCGCAAGGUCCUCGCAGAUGACGAGGCUGGAGUGUAGACAACAAGGGAAGCCAAAGCUUUUGCAGCUACCUUUGAGUCGUUUUUCCAUCAUACUAUGUUCUUCUACGGGUUCGUUGAAAUGCACCUAUCUUCUCAUUUUCCUGGACUGUUAUGUAUUCUUCGAUCUUCUUAAUGUUGCUGAUAGUAAGUACAUAAAAAAAUAGAGAGGCCGCUGAGGAAUUUUUCAAUGGAGCGUGAUCUUCGCAUCCCACAGGCGCACGUGUAAUUUCAGAUAGUUGUAGCAGCUAGUGGUACUAUACUUAGCGAAGAUGAAGACGCGUCUCAUUGGUACAACACUUGAUGACAAGAUAUGUACAUGUAGUACGAGAGCUAGAAUUAUUGAAAAAAAAUAUGAUUGCGAUGUGCCUGUGAUUUUCCGUCGGAUAUUAAGGUUGAAUAAAGUUACCUCGUCCGGAGUCAAAAUUUGAAAGACUUUUCUGUCGUUACUGCUGUUCUGCGUGUCUGCAUUGCUUUGUAAUGGAGUUUCGAUAUUGAUUGCACAGGUACUCCUGUCGACAAUAUUGUUCUUCUCUCUCCUCGAAUCUGAAAUCUGAAAUACUCAAACAUAAUUUCAUCUAAUAUCAUUCAAGACUUGCGUAUGCUUAUAAAGCUAAAGAUGUAGAUGCGUCCUCCCUGAGGCGUCUGGUGCGGACAAUUGUGCAGUAUCCGAUUAAGGAAAAGCACCUGUCUGGUGGAAUUUGCGAUGCGAAAGCAUGUAACAUGGACCACUGUCAUUACUGCGCUGAUGCCUGUCCACGUCCUGCAAGUAAGGU
This is a messenger RNA of Amoebophrya sp. A25, 5588 nucleotides long. The record is from the annotation of a GenBank genome assembly. Lineage: Eukaryota; Dinophyceae; Syndiniales; Amoebophryaceae.